This is a messenger RNA of Cladocopium goreaui, 1859 nucleotides long. The record is from the annotation of a GenBank genome assembly. Lineage: Eukaryota; Dinophyceae; Suessiales; Symbiodiniaceae.
GGUCUGGGAAUGAUGAUGAGAAGAAGUCCUACAAAGAGUUGUUGGAGAUCAUGAAGAGACACAUUGCACGUGUACGUGAGGAUAGAAACAUUGCAGCCAGAGACAAGUUUGCCACAGACUACACCAAUCUUGGUAAGCCAACUACCCCUGCACCAAAGCCUGCGGCUCCAACACCCACACCAAAGGAUGGUAAGACCGGAAAGCCAAGUGCGCCAGCACCUAAGGGUAAGCCUGGAGCCCCCGUUCUCCCAUCCGGCACUCCAAAGAGUCACGGCAAGGGGAAAGGCAAGGGUGGUCGAAGAUCUAGAUCGCCUUCUACCAAAGACACUUCCAAGACCUUUUGUCACUUUCACUUCAACAAAGGAAAUUGCAAGCAUGGUGACAAGUGCCAAUACAGUCAUUCUCAAUAUCAUUGGGACAAAAGGAAGGACAAGGGUGGUAAGGGCAAGAACGGUAGAUCGGCCACACCAAGAAAAUCACAGACACCUGGUGGAAAGAAGGACCGCAACUGCUAUGGAUGGUUGAAGGGUGAUUGUCAGAAGGGAGACAAAUGUACUUUCAAGCAUGAUCCAAGUAUGAAAGGCAAGAGAGCUGCCCCUUCGACGAAGACAUCCGAUGCCAAGGCCACUCCUGCAUUGGUCCGUGAGUACGAUGAUGACUUCAUCGUGAACGCUGUGCCAAGCGAGAAGAAGAACAAGAUGGAUGUCAAGUUCAACUAUCAUGUGGAGAUACAUGAGCACGUGAAGCCUGACUUUGUGGAAUGCUCCAACAGAAAGCCAAGAAGGAACCUGUCUCGAGCUCAGAAGCGAUCAUUGACGUGCAGAACUACCAAAGAAAUUAUGGAUGACCAACAAUGGAUGUUGCAAUCCAAAUUGGGCAUGACAAGAGCACGUGCGAUUGGCAUACUGAUAGAUGACUAUGAUGAGUUUUCAGAUGUCGACGAAGUACAUGUUAUCCUGGGACCGAAGAACAAUAUCAAGCUCAAGAUCAACACCAAUGAGUAUCUAGAGAACAACCCCCGAGCUGAGACACGCUAUGAGGCUGAGUUGGUGAUGAAGGUGCUGGGUCUCAUGGGCAACAAUACAGCAUCGAGGACGAUAUACCUUGAUGGUGAGAGUGGUGAUGAAAUGUCUGAAUCAGAUGACGGAGUUGGUACGUACGUCGACGGGCCAACAAAGUCCCUGAGGAAGACAAAGAAGAAGAAACGAUCUAGACAAAAGACAAAAGGAAAGAUCACCAACCGUGUUGAACAUCAAGAAGAAGAGUUCAAUCGCAUGAUGGAGGAAAUGGACAUCAAACUGGACAAAGAGAAAAGCGACGGAGUCGAAGUUGUUGAUGGGCCUCCUAUGCCUCCUCCAGACGGUGAGCCUCCGUAUGACGGAUCACCAAGACCAAAGAGCAGCUACAGUCCUGAAGAAUGGAGAUCAUUAUCCGCCAAGGAGAGAGACGUCAUCAUUCGUCGUGGAAAACUCGAAGAAGAAGCUGAUAAGCUCAAGGAGAUCAAGUUGAAGAAAGAGAAAGAGAAGAAAGCCAAAGCUGAGGCUGCUGAGAGGAAGAAGAAGUCCGAAGCGAGUUCACACAAAGAUCCACCCAAAGAUGAAGGACGAAAGAAAAAGAAAAAGAGCAAUAAAGACUCGAAGGAGAGCUCAGGCAAAGAUGGCAGCAAGGACGCUUCUGUCGGAGUGGGGAAGCUCCGAGGAGAUUGGGAACGUAUACCUACGCCCCAUGAUCCGAUGACGACGCUGAACCACAACAGAGGUCACAGCACACGGGAAUGUUUAUCAACAAUCCGUGGAGCUAGUGAUCUCAUCAACAUCAAGAAGCGCAACACUGCCUCUCCUGCGACUCCCAGCCAGUAA